Messenger RNA from Cantharellus anzutake, 1100 nucleotides. RefSeq names its product 4-hydroxybenzoate polyprenyl transferase. Gene Ontology annotation, cellular component: mitochondrial inner membrane. NCBI's taxonomy places the organism in Eukaryota, Fungi, Basidiomycota, Agaricomycetes, Cantharellales, Hydnaceae. The record is from RefSeq and is a predicted model, not a curated record. Bases 23 to 847 code for a protein of 274 amino acids. Gene Ontology annotation, biological process: ubiquinone biosynthetic process. The transcript is spliced from 5 exons. Gene Ontology annotation, molecular function: 4-hydroxybenzoate polyprenyltransferase activity.
CGUUACAGUGUGGUCUAUCCUGAUGGCGUCAUACGCGCAUCUGUCUCCGCCCACGGUCCCCUUGACAUACAUUGCCUUGUUUGGGACUGGUUCCUUAAUUAUGAGGAGUGCUGGCUGUACGAUUAACGAUAUGUGGGAUCGUGAUUUGGAUCGGGCUGUGGACAGGACGAAGACCCGGCCAAUUGCCAAUGGAGACAUUACUCGCGUGCAGGCAUUGUGGUUUUUAGGAGGACAGCUCACGAUGGGAUUAGGUGUCUUAUUGCAGUUGAAUUGGUACAGCAUUGCCUUGGGAGCAUCGUCCCUUUCGUUGGUAGUGAUUUAUCCGCUGAUGAAGCGAAUAACAUAUUGGCCGCAAGUUGUUCUAGGAAUGGCCUUCAAUUGGGGCGCGCUUCUUGGGUGGUCGGCGGUUGCGGGUGUCGUUGAUUGGGGUGUGUGUCUUCCGCUUUAUGCGGGGAGUAUUUGCUGGACACUUGUCUACGACACAAUUUACGCACACCAGGACAAAACAGACGACGUCAAGGCGGGGAUUGGAUCUACUGCUCUUCUCUUCUCCGAAAAUACUUUGCCUAUCCUUGGAGCCUUUUCCGCCACUUCUCUGGGCUUGAUUUCGUGCGCGGGAUAUAUAAACGGACACGGGAUUCCUUUCUACUUGGGUGUGGGUGCCAGUUCAAUUCAACUAGCGCGCAUCCUGAAAAGAACGAAUUUCAAUGAUCGGGGGAGUUGUUGGAAUGGAUUUGUGAAGUGUGGGAACGUAGGCGUUUUCAUCUCCUUGGCUCUCACGGGAGAUUACUUGCUUGCGUAUAUGUGGUCAGAUGACAAGACAGCGGAACCCCAAGCAAAGGAGUAGAAGUUGAUAGUGUGGUCACAAAUGCAGCAUAGCGAUAUAUCCAUUAUGAGUUCCAAUUAUGUACAGGGUGGGGGAGCAUCUCUGGUAAUGAUGAAGAGUAGCAACACUAGUAGGGGUAGUAGCAGCAAACUAGGGUUCGAUGCCCUGGGCCGUAUGUAGCUUGGUGUCAGGAAAUCUCCCCAUGUGUGCAUCGUCGAUGUCGGCUACAGCCGCAAUGAUAUAAGCCAGUCAUGAUGACUUGCGGCUUUGCAGG